Messenger RNA from Onychostruthus taczanowskii (white-rumped snowfinch), 1379 nucleotides. RefSeq names its product proliferating cell nuclear antigen (gene PCNA). Gene Ontology annotation, cellular component: PCNA complex. Lineage: Eukaryota; Metazoa; Chordata; Aves; Passeriformes; Passeridae. The transcript has 6 exons. Gene Ontology annotation, molecular function: DNA binding; DNA polymerase processivity factor activity. The record is from RefSeq and is a predicted model, not a curated record. Gene Ontology annotation, biological process: leading strand elongation; translesion synthesis; regulation of DNA replication. The coding region runs from base 175 to 963 and encodes 262 amino acids.
UCGGCAUGUGAGCUCGGAAGGGGUUGGGCUGAAGGAGAGCGGCGCUACUGAUUGGCUGCUGCGAGGCGGUGGGCGGGGCGACAGAGUGCAUAAAGGUCGUGGCGGGCCGCCUCGCUGUAGUUCAGUUGUUCUGCCUUGGGUUCCGUGUGUGCCGCUCCCGCUGGUGCUGCCAAGAUGUUCGAGGCGCGGCUGGUGCAGGGCUCGGUGCUCAAGCGAGUGCUGGAGGCUCUCAAGGACCUCAUCACCGAGGCCUGCUGGGACCUGGGCUCGGGCGGCAUCAGCCUGCAGAGCAUGGACUCCUCGCACGUCUCGCUGGUGCAGCUCACGCUGCGAUCGGAGGGCUUCGACACCUACCGCUGCGACCGCAACAUCGCCAUGGGCGUCAACCUGUCCAGCAUGUCCAAGAUCCUGAAAUGUGCAGGGAACGAGGACAUCAUCACCCUGCGGGCCGAGGACAACGCAGACACCUUGGCCCUGGUGUUCGAGGCACCCAACCAGGAGAAGGUUUCUGAUUACGAGAUGAAGCUGAUGGAUCUCGACGUGGAGCAGCUGGGAAUCCCAGAGCAGGAGUACAGCUGCGUGGUGAAGAUGCCCUCGGCCGAGUUCGCGCGCAUCUGCCGGGACCUGAGCCACAUCGGCGACGCCGUGGUCAUCUCCUGCGCCAAGGACGGCGUCAAGUUCUCUGCCAACGGCGAGCUGGGCAACGGCAACAUCAAACUGUCCCAGACCAGCAACGUGGACAAGGAGGAGGAGGCUGUUACAAUCGAGAUGAACGAGCCGGUGCAGCUGACCUUCGCCCUGAGGUACCUGAACUUCUUCACCAAAGCCACCCCGCUGUCCCCCACGGUGACACUCAGCAUGUCUGCAGAUGUUCCUCUGGUUGUGGAGUACAAGAUCGCUGACAUGGGACACCUGAAGUACUACCUGGCCCCCAAGAUCGAGGACCAGCAGGAUGGCUCUUAACUGCAGCAGGACUGGGGGAGAUCUGCUCCAGGCUGGAGGCAGCAAUUCCAGAGCCUGGGAGCAUCCUGGGAGCACUGUAGCUGUGUCUUGUAGAUACAACUUUUGUAAAUAUUUUUCGACUCUGCGUUUUGCUAUCCUGGUUAUCGUUGGAAAUAGGAAAGCUGAGUUUUUCUAGUCUGUUCCUGUACUCCCAGCAGUCUCUUGAAGGUGAAGUUUCUUACUCCUUUCAGCUGCUGUUGGAGAAGAGGGGCAAUAUUUAAUGGGUCAAGAUGUAUCCUGGAGUUUCCCCUGUGGAGCUGUAGCUUAGGGUUGCUGUUUUGUUAUCCCACGAAUUUGUGACCUUACUUCAUUUAUUUUUGAAGCCGAUAUUUUGACUGAAACUUGGAAAAUGGAAAUAAAAACCAUAAUUUCCUGGA